UUUUGCUAACCUUUUCUGUCUGGGGCAACCCAGCGCUUCAACGGCUCUUAAAAUCUUUAAUAAUUUGCUGGUAACCCACUGUUCCACUUUCACUCUGUUUUGGCUAGUCUGCUUGUCUGCCUACAAUGCAAGCAGAGAAGCAGCAAACUUGGAAAAUCAAAGUACAUGCUAGAGCCAAGAAAUUCCAUUUCAAAUUCAAAGCAACAAAAACAGAUCAACCCAUCUGGAAGUCGCCCAAAUUCUCAAUCUUUCUUAGAAUCCAUAGAUUUUUCCUCCAAGUGAAUACAGAAUCUCGGAAUUCAAUUCCUAGAUGGAAAAAACCAAGAACCCUGAAAUCUAAAUUCCUCAGAUUUUUUCAAAAGUUCAAGACUUUACCUUCAAAGAAACAGGCAAUUGCAGCAGAGAAAACCCAAAAUCUUCAAAACCCAGACAGUAAAUUACAUGUGGAUCGACAGAGAGAGUUUUCUUACAAGAAGCCAGUUUGCAUUGGAUCUUUGCUGGUCGGGACACUGGCAUUGCUUUCAGAAUCAAUCUGUGAGAGAAAUCAAAAGGGAAUUAUCAUCCAUGGUUCAUCUGUCUUGUUAUUUCUUGCUUUCUUGUUCAAGAAAUAUAUAACGGGAAAGGCCAUGACUUUAUUGGUGUUUUUAACAAUGGCAACUGCAGUUUGUGCAGUUAUGUUUCGUUUAGACGAGUACAUGAAUUAUGAUCAAGGUUUCGUCUCAGAAUUUGUCUGGAAGGCAUGGAAUUAUGCUGCCUCUUCUGGGUGUUUUAUAUGAGCUUUCUCAGGUAGUAUCAUCUUUUUCAUUUUCUUCUAGCCCUUCUGGUCAUGAUUUUGCUAGAUGGUUAGUUGCCUGACUAAGUUGACAUUAUUCAGGUAAUUUUUUCAAGGUUUGCCAAUCUAUGGGUGUAGUGCAGUCAGAGGAUUUGACAUCCCAAUUAUCCUAUGAAUGGUAGCCUUAAUGCUACAUUGUAGAUGGAAUCAAUUCUUCUUUGAUUAGAUUAGGUGAUUUCUUCUUCUUUUGUCUAUCUUUUACCACACACCACACAUGCCUAUUGCUCAAAGAAAAAACAGCGUGCAUUUUUCCCACGCCAUUAUUUUCUCAACAUCUAUGAAAAUGAUCAAGUUCAAGUUUU
Messenger RNA from Populus nigra (black poplar), 1134 nucleotides. RefSeq lists its product as uncharacterized. The record is from RefSeq and is a predicted model, not a curated record. The transcript is spliced from 2 exons. Lineage: Eukaryota; Viridiplantae; Streptophyta; Magnoliopsida; Malpighiales; Salicaceae. The coding region runs from base 126 to 776 and encodes 216 amino acids.